Molecule: messenger RNA, 1984 nt
Organism: Prionailurus viverrinus (fishing cat)
Lineage: Eukaryota; Metazoa; Chordata; Mammalia; Carnivora; Felidae
Gene: SLC9B1
Product: solute carrier family 9 member B1
Exons: 14
Coding region: 292-1641 (449 amino acids)
Biological process (GO): proton transmembrane transport
Cellular component (GO): membrane
Molecular function (GO): antiporter activity
Source: RefSeq, a predicted model, not a curated record
GAGUUCAGGCCUUGGUGGCUUUUCCCCCAGAGUGGCGCGUGGUCUACGCGGCAGUUGCUGGGAGCCAGGACCGCUCCCGGGGUAGCGAGGGAUGCUGAAGGAAUUGUAGCUAUCCAGACGUAUAAUGAGAGGACUCGUGCCAGAAUACAGUCACUGUAAUCCUUAGACACCUGGAUUACAAUUACUUCUGAUUUAUACAGGAAUGUAAUUGAACAUAGAGUAAAUCAAUGGUGGAAACUAUUUCAGUGCAUAAAAUAAAGAACUGAGUUUUCUGAUGUAUUGCUCUUAAGCAUGUACAUCACAGAACCACAAAAUGAACAUUUGGAGGAUAAAAACACCCCAUCAUCUACAACUCCUCAGAUCCUCAAAGAUAGUAUUCAUGAACAUGAAGAAACUAAGGAAAGUGUCUUGUCACAAACAGAGGAAACAAAACCACAGAAGGAAAAGAAGUAUUCUUGUCCUCCACAAGGAAAUUUGAAUAAAGUUAUUACAAACGGAGUUGCACUUUUUAUGUUAUGGUGUGUAGCCUGGUCAUUCUCAGGCCCCGAAGUUCUCCCUGGUGGAAAUUUAUUUGGACUAUUAAUUAUUUUUUAUAGUGCCAUGAUUGGGGGGAAAAUUUUGGAACUCAUUAGAAUACCUUCAGUGCCUCAACUUCCACCUCUUCUUGGGAUGUUACUGGCAGGUUUUACCAUCAGGAAUGUUCCAUUCCUCAGCGAUUACAUCCAUAUUAAUAACACAUGGUCUUCAACUUUAAGAAACACUGCCCUUACCGUUAUCCUAAUACAAGCUGGGCUUGGACUCGAUCCACAGGCUUUGAAGCAUUUGAAGAGAGUUUGUUUAAGAUUGGCUCUAGGUCCAUGCCUCAUAGAGGCAUGUUCAACUGCUGUUAUUUCCCACUUCCUUAUGAAUUUUCCCUGGCAAUGGGGAUUUCUUUUGGGUCUUUCUAUUAGUUUUGUAGUAGGCGCUGUCUCUCCUGCUGUUGUUGUCCCUUCCAUGCUACUUUUGCAAGAAAAAGGAUAUGGUAUUAAGAAAGGCAUUCCAACCUUACUAAUAGCUGCUAGCAGUUUGGAUGACAUCAUAGCAAUCACUGGAUUCAGUGCGUGCUUGAGCAUAGCCUUCUCCUCAGGCAGUGUACUUAAAAAUAUCCUCGCCUCUUUCCGGGACAUACUUAUUGGUGUGCUGGCAGGAGCUAUUUUGGGAAUUUUUGUUCGAUAUUUUCCAAGUGAAGAUCAGACAAAACUUUCACUGAAGAGAGCAUUCCUUAUUUUGAGUAUGUGUGUUUCCGCUGUCUUGGGCAGCCAUCAUAUUGGUUUACAUGCAGCUGGAGGAUUAUUCACACUAGCGUUGUCUUUUGUUGCUGGGGUAAACUGGUCCACGGAAAAGAUUAGAGUCCAAAGAGUUAUUAAAACUGUAUGGUGUAUUUUUCAACCCCUUCUUUUUGGUUUGGUUGGAUCAGAAGUAUCUGUUACAUCUCUUAAAUCAAAUGCUAUUGGCAUUUGUGUUGUUACCAUGAGUUUGGCAUUAUUGGUUCGAAUUUCUUGUACUUUUUUAUUGAUGUGUUUUGCUGGUUUUAGUUUUAAGGAGAAAAUAUUUAUUGCUUUAUCGUGGAUCCCCAAAGCUACAGUCCAGCCAAGAAACUAAUCAUCCAUGAUAAAGGCAAAUAAGCAAAACCCUGCUUCGUUUAAAACUCCUGAGGUUCUGCGAGUAAUGUGAGCACUCAAAAAAGAUACUUAAAUGGGAAAGCUGAGAUAAUAAGAAUACGAAACCAGCCCCCAAAUGUCUGCACGCUGAUUUGUCACUAUUUCACUUUUCGUCCAGGUAUAUUUACUAGGGAGAACAUAAAAUUGAUGAGUAAUUCAUGAAAAUUCCUCAGCACUUUAAGGCUCAUCUCUUUUCUGAACCUACCACUAGGUUUUGUUUGUUUUAACAGAACCACUAACUUUUAUCAUAUAAUAACUAUUUUAACAUUUUUCUUUAUGCCUCA